Messenger RNA from Frankliniella occidentalis (western flower thrips), 2202 nucleotides. RefSeq lists its product as uncharacterized. NCBI's taxonomy places the organism in Eukaryota, Metazoa, Arthropoda, Insecta, Thysanoptera, Thripidae. The coding region runs from base 1 to 2202 and encodes 733 amino acids. The record is from RefSeq and is a predicted model, not a curated record. The transcript has 5 exons.
AUGGCCAAAAUCAAGUGGGUGUCUGACUCUGGUUCGGACAUUAAAAAGCGAACGGCCUUCAGCAUUAAGUAUGCUGACGUGGUGGAGGCCGCCUUCAACUUCUUUGUGACUGCUCAGAAUAUUGUGUCUAAGGCCAACACAUGGGUGCGUGAGGACUUGACGUCAGUUGUCGCGGUGCGCAUGCGGGACUCCAGUGGCCACGUUGACUUCCGGGUUCGGUCAGGUGUCGUCCGAGCCGCUCUCGUCUGGCUCCGCGAGAACAACCCUCACUACGCCAACAUUGACCUGAACGAGGACAAUUUGGCUCUACUUCCAGAAGACGGGGAUGCCUUCUCGGAAGUACAGGGGUAUGACUACGAGGAACCCGAUGAUCCUGCGGCAUUCAACGCUUCGCCACCGCCAGAGCCUGCAACCACCGGGUCGCAAGAAGUCGCGAGCCGUGAGGACGACGCCGAGGUCCUCGUCGAGAAUGCGGGGGUCGGAGUAGCGGAGCAGGGUGCCCACGGCAUCGCGUCAUCAGGUGUCCCGCUCUUGCAGCACCACCACCAGGAGGAGCAGGUGUCGGCUGUGUUGGACUGGCCCUCCGGUGGCAGCGCCCCGGUGGACGAGUUCAAUACUCCGGGCUAUGUAGCUAUGGCAUUUCCGACCCUUUUCCCCACAGGUGCAGCUGAUUUAAGUCUCGACCGGCAGUACCGUGUUACUCCGAGGCAGUACUUCAAACACCUGCUGGAGUACAAGGAUGGCCGGUUUGCCAACGACCCUCGCUUCCGCUUCUUCGCGUUCAAUACAGUGACGCGGCACGAGGCUCUGCGGGCCGGCAGCCUCUUCGUGAGGAGGAACGAGGCGCUGCAGGGCAGAACGGUCGGCGAGCUCCGCGAGAUGGUGGCAGCUAGGCCAGCACUCACACGGGAGAUCAUGUUUUAUGGCGCUAAAUUGCACGGCACGCGUCAGUACUGGGGGGCGCGCCUUAGCGAGUUGCUGGACAUGGUUAACGAGCUUGGACUGCCUACUCUGUUUGUUACUCUCUCCGCUGCAGAUCUUCACUGGCCGGACCUGUUUCGUCUCAUUCUAGAGCAGCAACACGUCCCUCUCUCCGACGAGGAACGCGUGUCGCUUGACGAGUUGACAGAGGAGCAGCGGCGAAACUUCAUUGCAGACCAGCCAUUUGUCCCAAGCAUGUUUUUCAUUAAAAGGGCAGAGUAUUUCCUACUCAAAAUUUUUAAAUUGAUGUAUCCCUUAAAGGACUUCUGGUGGCGGUUCGAGUGGCAGUUCCGUGGAAGCCCACAUGUUCAUGCUCUUCUUUACCUUGAGGGUGCUCCAGAUGUGACGCGCCUCAAGGAGAUGACCCCGGAAGAGUUUGCUGACGUCGUCGCCUACUUCGACCGCAUCGUCAGCGCGUGGAACUGCGGCCUGGGUCUCCCCAACUCGGCCGUGCACCCAUGCCGGAAGCGCACCAGCGAUGUCGCCCCUGAGGACCGUGAGCGCCACCUGGGAGAGAUCCUGAACCGUGUGCAGCGGCACACUCGCUGCUCUGAGGGCUACUGCUUGCGUCGCAAGAGACCGGGCCAGCCUCUAGAGUGUAGAUUUAAGUUCCCCUUCCCCCUCUCUGACGAGACUCAGAUCGUGUUUGACGACAAGGGCGAGCCCCAAUUCGUCCCGCGCCGAAAUGACCCUCUUCUUAACGGUCACAUAAUACCAGCCAUUCUUGCGUGGAUUGGGAACAUGGAUGGUAAGCCGAUCCUUUCCAAACAGGCCUUUGCAAAUUACCUUGCGAAAUACGCUGCAAAGGGAGAGAAAAAGUCCAUGGGCAUGCAAGAACUUUUUCAAGAUGCGAUGAAGGAUCUGAGGGAUGAUGAAAGUGCGCGCAAGGCCAUCCAAAGACGUUGCGUUCAGUCCAUCAGCGAAAGGGACUAUUCUUCGCAGGAGAUCCUUCACCUAGCAACGAGCCAAAAGCUGUGGCAUUGCUCUAGGCAGCCUACUGGAGACGCUGACUCUCAGGACGAAGUAGACGAUCCUGACGACGGCCCGCUCGCUGAAGAGGGUGGUGAGCAGGGCGAGACCGGCGGAGAGUCAAACUCUGACCAGGGCGCUCCCAGAGGGUCUGUACUCGAGCGCUAUCCAAAACGGCCACGUCUCCUGGAGGAGGUAACGCUAUGGUCCUUUGCUCGUGACUACAGAUACAACCGAGCAACCAAGCGGUAA